Messenger RNA from Linnemannia hyalina, 1968 nucleotides. The record is from the annotation of a GenBank genome assembly. Lineage: Eukaryota; Fungi; Mortierellomycota; Mortierellomycetes; Mortierellales; Mortierellaceae.
AUGGGGAAAAAGUCAAAAGCUGCCAAGAAGCGCGCCAAGGAGGAGGCAGCCCUUCUUGCCAACAGUACCAACAACAACGCCACUCAGGACAUCAACUCUAGCAGCACAUUCAAGUCGUCUGGGUCGCCUGCAACAUGUCCGCCUGGCACGGUUGCUCCGUCGUCACCACCGCCGGCACUCUCUACCCCUACACCCUCAAAACCCGCUCUUUCACCACCAGCAAAAACUACUCCGGCGCCAAACGCUGAUGACAUGGCCUUGGACCUUAUGAUGGCUAACGAGGCCUUAUCAGAAGUGGGUCAGCUGAAGAAGGAGGUGGAGCGGCUCAAGAAGGAGAUCGAGUUCAAGGACGCCGUCAUUGCCCGUCUUCAAGCCGCAGCAGUGGUUGCGAUAUCUACAGCCUCGAGCUUUUCCAAACCCCUACCCGGAGACACUGUUGUCGUGACGCGUCCACUCGACAAGGCCCUUCAGUGCAGCGUUUGUCUCGAGUGCUUCACUGGUCCAUUCACUGUCGAAUGUGGGCACUCUUUCUGCUACGCCUGUAUCAGCGACUGGGUCGAGAUCAACAAGUCGUGCCCAUCCUGUCGAACAAAGCUCCUCCGUAGGCCCACCUUUUCAUACAGUCUCAGCGCUCAAGUUGACCAGUCGAUCGAAAGGCUCCCCGAGCCUGAGCGGACAAAGAUGAAGCAAAGAGUCAAGGAGGAAAUGGACAGGAUCAAGCGAUCAGAGGGCAAGGGUGACCUCUGGGGAAAAUUCUUCAAACCCUUGAGUCUCGAAGGUCUCGGUAACAUCAUCGUCGAUAGGGAGGACGGAGUCAGGCGCUGUGGCUCGUGUGGCUGGGAAGUCAGAGGAGGCGCAUGCGUCCGUUGCAACAACCAAUUCAGUGAUCUGGAAGAGGACUCUGAUCAGAGUCAGGAUGAGAGUGAUGCAGAGUCGGAUGUGCCGGAUAACUACGACUCUCAUGACUCUUUUAUCGACGACUCUCAUGACGAAGACGAGAUCGAUUCUGGACAGGAGGACCCAGAUGUAGACGAUCUCUAUCUCUCUGACCAAUCUUCCGAUAGCGGCAUCAGACGGGGAAGCUCAAAGAGGCUGCAGGCGCGCGGAUCAAAAUCCAAAGCUAGCAAGCGAUCUGCUCGAGAGUUUCCAGAAGUCAUUGCUCUCUCAGACGACGACGACUCUGAGGACGGGGAUGACUUGGAGCAAUCUGACCACAGCGACGUCGAGGAGACUGUAUCGGAUGGUGACGAGGACGAUGAGGAGGAGGAAACCAAGAUUCGAUCCAAGCGAAACAAACCAAGGCGGUCCAUCAUGAUCUCUGACGACGACGAUGAAGACGAGGAUGGCGAGUACCAGGGCAAGUUCAAGGCUGAUGAGGAUGACGAUGAUGAUGAGGACGAUGAAGAGGAAAUACAGGACAAGCACAGCGACAAAUCGAGUAGUAGCAACAGCGACUCGAGUAGCGAUGAGGAGAUUGUUGUACUGUCCAGCACCAACGGCAAGGACAAGGCUAAGGUUGAGACCACCGUUAGAGCCGGCAAGAAGCGCAUGGUGAUUGACAGCGAUUCACCAUCUUCGUCAUCGUCGGACGACGACGACGAGGCAGAUGAGAAGAAGGAGGAGGCGUCAAGCGAGGGCAGUAGCUCAGACGGGAAGAGACGCAGCAGCAGCAGCAGCAGCAGUGACAGUAGUAGCAACAAGGAUGAAGAGACAACUCCGCCAACCGUUGUACCUGCUGCAGCUGCAGCUGCGACGACAACUAAGCGGGCUAUCAAACUCGCUGGAGCAAGGGUGUCCUCGCCAUCGUCUUCUUCUUCAUCUUCGUCAUCGUCUUCGUCAUCAGAGAGUGAGGAGGAGGAGGAGGCCAAGACCAACAAGAAGGACAAGAGCAAGAAGAGCAAGAAGAGCAAGAAGGACGCUAAGCACCGCAGCAAGAGACGCAAGACUGGGCUGGAGUCUCUUUUUUGA